This is a messenger RNA of Volvox carteri f. nagariensis, 2707 nucleotides long. RefSeq names its product glycine/serine hydroxymethyltransferase (gene shmt3). The record is from RefSeq and is a predicted model, not a curated record. The transcript is spliced from 10 exons. Gene Ontology annotation, molecular function: pyridoxal phosphate binding; cobalt ion binding; zinc ion binding. Lineage: Eukaryota; Viridiplantae; Chlorophyta; Chlorophyceae; Chlamydomonadales; Volvocaceae. Gene Ontology annotation, biological process: folic acid metabolic process; tetrahydrofolate interconversion; L-serine catabolic process. Bases 139 to 1356 code for a protein of 405 amino acids. Gene Ontology annotation, cellular component: cytoplasm.
GGCAAGAAGCUUUUCCAAUUUGAUGGCGCUCUUUCGGAGGUUGACCCGGAGAUUCACUCGCUCAUCACUAAGGAGAAGGCCCGCCAGGUUCGCGGCCUGGAGCUUAUCGCUUCAGAGAACUUUACCUCAAAGGCGGUGAUGCAAGCUCUGGGAAGCUGCAUGACCAACAAAUACUCAGAGGGCCGCCCGAACGCCCGCUAUUAUGGCGGCAAUGAGUAUAUCGACCAGGUUGAGUUGCUGUGCGAGAAACGCGCUUUGGAGCUGUUUCAGCUGGACCCCGCGGAGUGGGGGGUCAACGUGCAGCCCCUCUCCGGCUCACCAGCCAACUUUGCCGUAUACACGGGGCUGCUGCAGCCGCACGACCGCAUCAUGGGCCUGGACCUACCGCACGGUGGUCACCUCACCCACGGUUUCAUGACGGCCAAGCGCCGUGUCUCCGCCACGUCGAUCUUCUUCGAGUCGAUGCCGUACCGUCUGAUCGAGGAGACGGGCACCAUCGAUUACGACGCGCUUGAGAAGUCCGCCCAGCUGUUCAGGCCCAAACUCAUCAUUGCAGGGGCAUCGGCUUACUCCCGCAACUACGACUACGCCCGGAUGCGUGCCAUCGCCGACGCCGCGGACGCCUACCUCAUGUCUGACAUGGCGCAUAUCAGCGGGCUGGUGGCGGCGGGUGUGGCCACGUCUCCCUUCCCGUACUCGCACAUCGUGACCACCACCACCCACAAGUCCCUGCGGGGCCCUCGAGGUGGCAUGAUCUUCUAUCGGAAGGACCUCAAGGACAAGAUUGACCAGGCCGUGUUUCCGGGCCUCCAAGGCGGGCCGCACAACCACACCAUCAGCGCCCUGGCGGUGGCUCUCAAGAUGGCCAACACGGCGGAGUUCCGGAUCUACCAGCAGCAGGUGGUGGCCAACUGCCAGGCGCUGUGCAAGAGGCUGCAGGCGCACGGGUAUAAGGUGGUAUCUGACGGGACGGACAACCACCUCGUACUGAUUGACCUCAAGCCGGCUGGCAUUGACGGUGCCCGAGUGCAGACGGUGCUGGAUCAGGUUUCGAUCACGCUCAACAAGAAUUCCGUUCCCGGCGACAAGUCCGCCAUGGUGCCCGGAGGCAUCCGGAUCGGCACUCCCGCCCUCACCACCCGAGGCUUCCAGGAGCGGGACUUCGAGCAGGUGGCGGACUUCAUCCACCGCGCCAUUCAGAUCGCCAAGGACUGCCAGGCUAAGACCCCGGCUCCCGGCAAGCUCAAGGAGUUCAAGGAGUACGUGGAGGGCCCCGGCGCCUCCAGGCCCGACAUCGCGGCGUUGCGAGCGGAGGUGGAGGCCCUCGCGCAGAGCUUCCCCAUGCCCGGCCUCUAGCAAACACACCUUUGAGCCCUAAAUAAUACCUUGUCCUUUUUCCUUGAGUGCAUGAAACCUGACCUUGACCUUGCCAAGGCCAGGCCUGGCAAGGCUGUAAGGUUUUAAGGGAGUAGCAAUGGUAAUAGUGGUAAUGGUAGUUGUAUGGGGGUUGACUUUUUUCCACGGCGGUGAAGAGAUGCUGCACUGAUCUCUACUCUUUUCGCGGCACGCGCGCUUCUGAACCACUACCUCAGAUCGCUAACGUUUUGCGUCGUGGAGCCGCUUCCCCCUAUUAUUAACAAUACUGCUGUUGUCUUUUGUUGUUGUGACUUCGUGGUACCUUAUUUUACGUUAUUAUUCACUUGUAUGUCUGUCCGUAUGUGCGUGUUCACGUGUGCAUGCGUCCAUGUGUAUGUGUUUAUGUAUGUGUGUCUGCAGGUAGACCUGGUGAUGGUCCUGUGAAGAAAGGAAAUGACGUGGGCCCGAGCCCUUUCCGUUGUUUUAGUUGGACAUAUGUGUGUGUGUGUGCAAGUGUGUGUGUAUGUAAGCGCGCGCUGUCUCAGUCCGGCAGGGUAAUAAUAGCUUUAGACUGCAAAGGCCUCCUAACGUUUACAAGGUCUUUUCAAAAUCAUCUGAAUCGAGAUUUUAAGUAUCGUACAGUGGUCAAGGCAGCAUUGCAGCUAUGCCUUGGAAGAGCUGUGUUGUGUCCUGUGUGUUCGCGUUGCGCUUCGUUGCGACGUGCUCCUGCCGGUGGUGUUUUAUUGUCAUGCUUGCUAGCCGAGUGUACGGCAGCUUUGCGUCAGGUAGGGGUGCGCUGCGGCGGGCCCGGCCCUGGGAUAUGAUGGAGGUGGAGGUGUGGUUUCUACAGUAACACAGGUUAACAGUGUGAAGAUCUUUUUUAACAAUGUGAAAUGGCGGGGUCACUUGGGUAGAUAGGUAUGGUGUUGAGGUUUGUUAGCUCUCUCUUUUCCUUUAAGACGGGGUACAGUGCACUACAGUAGCUGCUGGCCCCCGUCGCAGAAAAGGCCUCUGGCAGAGUGUUUUGUACAUGUGUUCAAAUACACGUCAUGUGUGCCGUACUAUGUACCAGCCACAACAGGUGCUUACUGGUUGAUCGGUUGUGGGUGAAUAGGUUCUGGGUGUUGUGAUGAGCUUUUGCCGCUUUCGUGAAAGGCGAAGUACAGCUAUUCGGCUCGGGGAGUUGGCAAUGAUGCUGAUGUAUGGUACACGGUGCGGGAAGGUAGAUAUGUAGGUAGGUAGGACGGUGGAAGUGACUGCGACUGUUGGCGGUGGAGCGCCUGCCGGCAGUGUGUGGGAGGAGAGAAUGGAAGGGACUGGCGCAAGUGAAUAUGUAAAAACGCAGGGGUCG